Molecule: messenger RNA, 1935 nt
Organism: Pantherophis guttatus
Lineage: Eukaryota; Metazoa; Chordata; Lepidosauria; Squamata; Colubridae
Gene: CXCR6
Product: C-X-C motif chemokine receptor 6
Biological process (GO): cell chemotaxis; positive regulation of cytosolic calcium ion concentration; calcium-mediated signaling
Cellular component (GO): external side of plasma membrane; membrane
Molecular function (GO): coreceptor activity; C-C chemokine receptor activity; C-X-C chemokine receptor activity
Source: RefSeq, a predicted model, not a curated record
UCACAGUACCUUGCCCAGCAGAGUUAAAUUUAGCACGCUUCACAAUGUGGGAGACUGUCCCCUCUUCCUCCUGGAGUCCAUUAUGAUGCAGAGCAUCAGCUGCAACUGGGCUGGGCCACUGUCUCAGGGCAGAGAGCAAGUCACACAUCUCCCCAAGCGACCAAGGUGUGCGCAGCACCAACAAGGACCGAAAGAGAUGCCUGCGAGAUAUGGCAAGUACAGGGGUGCUUCACUCCCACUCUGGAAUAUGGAGCGAGUCUCAAUUCCUCACCAUCGCCCUUACCUUUUCAGGCCAGAGGACAAAAAAAGAAGACUUCUGAAUAGUUUCCUCUUGGAAAAGAGAGGCAAAAGAGGUAUUAAAGAACAGAAGGAACACAAACAUGGAGGAAGAUGAUUAUUAUGCAUUUCUUAGCAGCAACACUUCUGAUGAAAGCUACUCAUAUGAAACCUUUUUGGGGUUCAAGCGAAUUUUCCUUGUCUGCAUAUAUUCAUUUGCUUGCAUCUUUGGAGUGACAGGAAACAUUUUGGUUAUCAUAACUUUGGUUUUUUACAAAAAAGUGAAAAUGCUUACAGACAUAUUUUUAGUGAGCCUGGCUAUUGCUGACUUCAGCUUUCUUUGCACACUGCCUUUUUGGGCUUAUUCUGCUGCAGAAGAGUGGAUCUUUUAUACUCUCCCAUGUCAAAUCAUCCUUGGUUUUUACACCUUGAAUCUGUAUGGUUCCAUGUUAACGCUCACCUCUAUAACUAUUGAUAGAUAUUUUGUAAUUGUGCAAGUGACCAAAACUCGUAUCAGUGAACACAAAAGAAAAUUUUGGGGUAUAGUGGUCUGUAUUUCGAUUUGGGUAAUCUCUCUGCUGCUUGCUUUGCCACAGUUCAUCUUCAGUACAGAGAAAAAAUUAGACAAAAAGAUAUGUUUUGCAAAUUAUUCUUCAGAGUUUAUGUUGUUCACAGAAACAAUUCAGAUGACACUUGGAUUCUUCUGUCCUAUGCUCAUCAUGAUUAUAUGCUAUUCAAUCAUUAUAAAAACUUUACUCAGUGCUAAGGGCUUCCAGAAGCACAAAUCCUUACAAAUAAUAUUUGCUAUUGUUGCAACUUUCAUUUUGACACAAAUGCCCUACAAUCUUUUGAAACUCAUGCGGGCCUCAGACCGUAAUAUCAUGCUCAGCUACAGGUUUGAAUAUGCUUUGAUCAUCACAGAAGCAAUUGCUUAUUUCCAUGGUUGCCUCAACCCAGUUCUCUAUGUCUUUAUUGGUGUGAAGUUUAGAAAGAACUUAGCAAAAGUUCUAAAAAGUAAUUGUUGUGUUAAACAUCAAGUUACAAGACAAUGGCAAGCAAAUGAUGAAAACAUCUCCAAAAGUGGUACUGCUACAAAUAAUGCAGAAGAAACCAGCAUGGUUCCCUUAUAAGAGACCUGGGACAUAUACUCAUGAAUAUCUUCAGGCUGAUUUCUAGUUGCUCUGAGUGCUCAUGAAAACAAGCAGUACAUAUUGCACAUUUCUCAAUAUACCUAUUGUCAGAUCCCUAUCAUGAUACUGCCAUUCAAGUGGAGAGGGGACCCCGGAUUCUUUUAGUCACUUACUGUUUCAUCCUGUUUUCCUAUGUAUCCUGUAAUUCCCUAGUUUAUAACUUUUACUUUGGCACCUAUUCUGCCCUGUGCUUUAAUUUACCUUGGGGGAUGUACAAGGGGGGAGGGCUAUCUGUUUUCUCUCAGUUUGGAAGCCUCACAGAAGAAAUGCAUGGGAACGAUUCCAUCUCUCUUUCUCAGGACAACCGUUUCCACAACUUCCUCGCGCCUGUGUAUUGGCUCAUUCAACAUCAAACUGAGGGGAGGGGUUUCUAACCACGUUAUCAUAAUGGAAUUGCCUGGGGGAACUCAAACCCUGCUUUGCAUUGUCUUGCAUUCACUUCCUUUCAAUAAAAGUUUCCUUUUGAAAU